AUGGAGGCAGUGCUCAAGGACAUUCCAGGCACUCAGGUGUUCCUGGAUGACAUUUUGGUGGCUGAAUGCCAGCAUGAGUUUGGCACCACCCUAUGGAAGGUGUUGUCAACUCUCCGUGACAAUGGUAUUAAGCUCAGGGAAAAGAAAUGCAUUUUUGGUGAAGAAGGAGUGAACUACCUGGGGCACCGAAUAGACAGAGAAGGUCUGCAUCUCUGUGAAAAGAAAACAGAGGCCAUCAUGAAGACACUUGAGCUAUGCAGCGUCCAAAAACUUCGUUCAUUUUUGGGCCUCAUAUCUUACUUUUGA
Molecule: messenger RNA, 306 nt
Organism: Rhipicephalus microplus (southern cattle tick)
Lineage: Eukaryota; Metazoa; Arthropoda; Arachnida; Ixodida; Ixodidae
Source: RefSeq, a predicted model, not a curated record